GAAAGGCGCGGCCGCGGCGACCCCCAGCCUGCCCCGGACGCCGACCGCCACGGCCGGCGGGAUCCGGGCCACCCUGACGCCCACCGUCCUGGCGCCCCGCCUGCCGCAGCCGCCGCAGAACCCAACCAACAUCCAGAACUUCCAGCUGCCCCCAGGAAUGGUCCUCGUGCGGAGCGAGAAUGGGCAGUUGUUAAUGAUCCCUCAGCAGGCCUUGGCCCAGAUGCAGGCCCAUGCCCAGGCUCAGCCUCAGAGCACCAUGGCACCCCGCCCUGCAACCCCCACAGGUGCUCCACCUGUCCAGAUCUCUACCGUACAGGCUCCCGGAACGCCUAUUAUUGCACGGCAGGUGACCCCGACUACCAUAAUUAAGCAAGUGUCUCAAGCCCAGACGACGGUACAGCCCACUACAACCCUACAGCGCUCUCCCGGGGUACAGCCUCAGCUUGUUCUGGGUGGUUCUGCCCAGACAGCCUCACUUGGGACGGCGACAGCUGUUCAGACAGGGACACCUCAGCGCACAGUCCCAGGGGCCACCACCACCUCCACAGCUGCCACGGAAACAAUGGAAAAUGUGAAGAAAUGUAAAAGUUUUCUAUCUACGUUAAUAAAACUGGCAUCCUCUGGUAAACAGUCUACAGAGACAGCAGCCAAUGUGAAGGAAUUAGUUCAAAAUUUACUGGAUGGAAAAAUCGAAGCAGAAGAUUUCACUAGCAGGUUAUACCGAGAACUUAAUUCUUCACCUCAACCUUACCUUGUGCCUUUCCUGAAGAGGAGCUUACCCGCCUUGAGACAGCUGACCCCCGACUCCGCGGCCUUCAUCCAGCAGAGCCAGCAGCAGCAGCCACCCGCCUCGCAGGCUACCACCGCGCUCACAGCUGUGGUGCUGAGCAGUUCGGUGCAGCGCACAGCUGGGAAGACAGCCGCCUCGGUGACCAGCGCCCUCCAGCCCCCUGUCAUCAGCCUCACGCAGCCCACACAGGUUGGCGUUGGCAAGCAGGCACCACCCGCACCACUGGUGAUCCAGCAGCCCCCGAAGCCUGGAGCCUUGAUCCGGCCCCCGCAGGUGACCUUGACGCAGACACCUAUGGUCGCUUUGCGGCAGCCUCACAACCGGAUCAUGCUCACCACACCGCAGCAGAUCCAGCUGAACCAGCUGCAGCCAGUCCCUGUGGUGAAACCUACCAUGUUACCUGGAACCAAAGCCCUUUCUACGGUAUCUGCACAAGCAGCCGCCGCACAGAGAAACAAGCUCAAGGAGCCAGGGGGAGGCUCCUUUCGGGAUGAUGACGACAUCAAUGAUGUUGCAUCCAUGGCCGGAGUGAACCUGUCUGAAGAAAGUGCAAGAAUAUUGGCCACAAACUCUGAGUUGGUGGGAACACUGACUCGAUCCUGUAAGGACGACACCUUCCUCCUCCCCGCACCUUUGCAGAGGAGGAUAUUGGAAAUAGGUAAAAAGCACGGCAUCACGGAACUGCAUCCAGACGUAGUGAGUUACGUGUCCCAUGCUACACAGCAAAGGCUACAGAACCUUGUAGAAAAAAUAUCUGAAACGGCUCAGCAAAAAAACUUCUCUUACAAGGAUGAUGACAGAUAUGAGCAAGCAAGUGAUGUCCGGGCUCAGCUCAAAUUCUUUGAACAGCUCGAUCAGAUUGAAAAGCAGAGGAAAGAUGAACAGGAGAGGGAAAUCCUGAUGCGGGCAGCAAAGUCUCGGUCCAGACAGGAAGACCCAGAACAGUUGAGGUUGAAGCAGAAAGCGAAAGAGAUGCAGCAGCAGGAGCUGGCACAGAUGCGACAGCGUGACGCCAACCUCACCGCGCUGGCGGCAAUUGGGCCCAGGAAAAAGAGGAAAGUGGACUGUGCUGGGCCGGGAUCUGGAGCCGAGGGCUCGGGCCCAGGUGCGGUGGUCCCAGGCAGCUCCGGCGUGGGAACCCCCAGACAGUUCACGCGACAAAGAAUCACGCGGGUCAACCUCAGGGACCUCAUAUUUUGUUUAGAAAAUGAGCGCGAGACAAGCCAUUCACUGUUGCUCUACAAAGCAUUCCUUAAGUGACAGGACGAGCUGGUGUUUCUCAGGAGACGCUUGCGGACGUUUUUAUAUAUUUGCAGAUUACGCCUGUUUGUAAUGAGCAAAUGGGAUAUUGUUUAAAAACAGCCACCUCUUUACAAUGGAGCAGUUUUAUACUCCUGUUUCUAAAUCAGCUCUUCAGUGCGGCAGAAACCCGUGUCUGUAGCAGACACGAAGGCCUGUGGAUGCUCUUACAGGACAGCUGCCCGAGCUCAUCCUCGACGGAGUGGCCUUCUUGCCAAACAAGCCAUAUUUAAGACUGAUGGAAGCACGUAGCAAAUAAUUAGCAGUCCCUGCAUCCUGUGUGCGUUUUGGUUCAGUGCACUCGGACUUAGGCGUAGGUGUGUGUCUACAGCCGAUGACCUCAUUUCACUUAUUUUAUUUUUGUAGCAGUCAGUUGGCUAAGCAAACUGAUUUUUUAGACUAUUUAUCUUCUUUCCUGUCCCCUGCCCUCCCUUCUCUGAAACUCCCCAAAACACAACCAUUGCAGCGCCGUCACUCUGAGCAGGCCGCCUUUCCGCUUAGCGGAGGCCGGGCUCAGCAUCUGUACAAAUGCAUUUUAUCUGCGGCAGUUUGUGAAGCUGUAAAGUGAAGGGAACGAGAACCUUUUCAGCAUAAAUCUAUUUUACUUGCACUGUGUUUUUUUAGCUCAAAGUAAAAACUUAGAUGAAAGAGAAUCAAAAUUGAGAAGAAUCAUCAGCAGACUUUCUCAGUGUGAAUCAAGUGUUUGAAAUGGUUGGUGUAUUUUGUCAGUAAUUGUACAUAGUUUCUGGCACAUAACAUAAAAUGGCUAUGUAAACUAUAAUUAUUUUGCUAAGAGACUGUAUGCAAGCUGUGGCCAACUUCACAGGCAUCCAGAGCAAAGCCCUGUCUUUGUACCUAUUUUUUUAUUACAAAUAUACUAAUUGGUUCUUUAUAUUUUCAGAGGUUAUUGUAUUACACUGUCUAUUGAUAGUACUUUUAUGACUGUAAAUACUUUGGCUUCUUCCGUGUGGAUUCCCACAUUAGACUUUAAUUCGCGCGUGUGAACUGAACGCUGAUCAGUAUUUUUACCAACACCUGAGAACUGUUACACCUUUUAUUUUAACUUUUAGGAGAUCCCCGUCUUUCCAUUUUUUCAUGUAAAUUUUGCACAGUUACUUGUUCAUAUGUAAAUAUUUUACUUUCGAAAAUGAAGUUUUUAAUUGCUAUUGUUUUAUAUAGGAUUGAAAGAAAAUUAACUCCUUUAUUAAAAACAAAUUUAUCUGUA
This is a messenger RNA of Nannospalax galili (Upper Galilee mountains blind mole rat), 3314 nucleotides long. It is a transcript of the gene Taf4, whose product is annotated as TATA-box binding protein associated factor 4. Gene Ontology annotation, molecular function: DNA binding; RNA polymerase II general transcription initiation factor activity; protein heterodimerization activity. Gene Ontology annotation, biological process: transcription initiation at RNA polymerase II promoter; DNA-templated transcription. The record is from RefSeq and is a predicted model, not a curated record. The transcript has 15 exons. Lineage: Eukaryota; Metazoa; Chordata; Mammalia; Rodentia; Spalacidae. Gene Ontology annotation, cellular component: transcription factor TFIID complex. Bases 158 to 2050 code for a protein of 630 amino acids.